CCGGGUUUCUGUAAGUGGGUGAUCUCCGCUGUAGAGGCUCUCUGGCCGCGUUGCUGUGGUGACGGAGUGUUUACAGAGCGGAGGAGCCGCUGUGAGCCUGUGUGUGAGUCUCUGUGUGUGUGAGGAGUAAUAUGAGGAGUUUUGUGUGUGUGAGGAGGUCCGUGUGUGAGGAGGUCCGUGUGUGAGGAGGUCUGUGUGUGUGUGAGGAGGUCCGUGUGUGAGGAGUUCUGUGUGUGUGAGGAGUUUUGUUUUGUGUGUGUGUGAGGAGUUCUGUGUGUGAGGAGGUCUGUGUGUGUUUGUGUUAGAAGGUGUGUGUGUGUGAGGAAGUGUUUGUGUGUGAGGAGGUGUGUGUGUGAGGAGGUCUGUGUGUGUGUGUGAGGAGGUGUUUGUGUGUGAGGAGGUGUGUGUGUGAGGAGGUCUGUGUGUGUGUGAGGAGGUGUGUGUGUGUGUGUGUGAGGAGUUCUGUGUGUGAGGAGGUCUGUGUGUGUGUGUGUGUGAGGAGGUGUGUGUGUGUGAGGAGGUGUGUGUGUGUGUGUGUGUGUGAGGAGGUGUGUGUGUGUGUGUGUGAGGAGGUGUGUGUGUGAGGAGGUGUGUGUGUGUGAGGAGGUGUGUGUGUGUGAGGAGGUGUGUGUGAGGAGGUGUGUGUGUGUGUGUGUGUGUGAGGAGGUGUGUGUGAGGAGGUGUGUGUGUGUGUGUGUGUGAGGAGGUGUGUGUGAGGAGGUGUGUGUGUGUGUGUGUGUGAGGGAGGUGAAAGAUGGAGGUUGUGCUCCAGGCGUCCGCAGCGCUCAGUAAGAGUGAGGGGAGGAGGAGCAGCGCGCCGCCCCUCAGACAGCUGCUGGAGGAGAGCAGGAGGACCGGCUCUCAGCACCCGCUACCAACCAGGGUUUAUGUCAAGUUUAGGAGCAAUAAUACAGUUGAAGUGGACCCACUAGAGCUUCAUUUCCGUGGGUUUGAGGUGGGAAGGAACUACAAAAAGGUUUUGAAACUCAUCAAUAUUUCUUCUGAUGUGCUCGACGUUCACAUUCUCCCCACCCAAACGAAGUACUUUCACACUGAGUAUACCAAAAAGAAUCGACUCGUUCCAGGACUCUCCUACACCAUUACUGUGCGCUUCAGUCCCGAUGAGUGGAGGUACUUUUAUGACAGCAUCCGGGUUCAUUGCCAGGGAGAGGAAAACUUGCUGGUUCCAGUCCAUGCGUAUCCUGUGAUUGAUGAUCUGCAUAUUCCAUCCCACAUCUACCUGCCAGCGGUGCCACUGGGUCACAGCAUCGCUCAUGUGAUUCCUUUGAGCUGCAGCUGUCCAAUAGACUUUGAGUUCCAGGUUCACUGCUUGCAGCCUCAUGAGGCAUUCACCAUACAGCCAUUGUCAGGAGUCAUCCCAGCUAAUGGGAAGACGGACUUUACAGUCACGUUCAGACCAGACCAGUAUGGCACAGCUGAAAUCACCCUGCAGCUGCUCAUCUCUCAGUUUAACUCCAAGCCUUUCGUCUGCACACUGACUGCAUCCUGUUCUCCCCAGUGUACUCGAGGGCAACCAGGGAAAAAUGAAAAGAGUAAUACAAUUCUCCAAGACCGAAAACCAGAGGUGCUGCUGUCUCUGCCAGCUGAUCGCAGGAUCAAGCUCCAAAGAUUUCAGCAUAAAAAGAAGAUUAAACCAGACGAUUCUCCUCAGAGCUCUGCUGUGGAUGUGUCCACUCCUGCUGGACUUGCCAAGAUGCUCCUUCAACCCCACGAUAAACUGAGCUACAAGCUCCUCCGUGAGGCUAUGUCACAUACUCAGACAGCACACCAAACAAGACAGAUGAAAGAAGCUUCACUUGAAAAUAAAGUUCAAUUUAAUGUUCAGAAGGAGAGAGCUAAUCACCUUCAAUGGCAGGUGAAUCUAGGUGAACUCUUGUCCUCAACAGAGCAGAAAAUGAAGAUUUUGCAGGAACAAGAGUUUGCAGCUGCUGAGUAUAAAGCAGGAAGAGACUCAGGGGGCAGGGAGGCAGAUUUUAACAGUGUCUUGCCAAAACUGUCACUGCACCGUGUUCAGCGAAAUGCAGAGCAGACGCCUCACCACCUUCCUGCAUUCAGUGUGAAUGUCAGCAGUCAGCUGGAGGUCAGGCAGCGGCUGCUUAGACUCUUUCAACAAGCUGCUUAUAAGGUCAUUCUGCAGUGUCGUAUGAAAAAUAGACUGCUGGUGCUUCAAAAACUGGCCUCCAAUAUAAGGAAGAAAGUAGAAGGACAUAAAGGAACAGAACCGGAGGAAAAAACACUUUUAAAGAUGUCACCAGAAAAGUUAUUAUCCUGUAUGUCGCCCAGCUUUACUCCCACAGACCAACAAGACCAGUUUGCUGUAAAACAACUUGGACAUGUUUCUGAGAGGACUUUUAGAUCAGAUUUGACCACCAGCAUUCCUUUUUUCAGUCUGAAGUUUCCUCAGCAUUACAGACUCAUGGGUUAUCAAGAAGUGUCUGUCUAUGAUGCUGGAGCCUCUUUUAUUAACUCCAAGCUCUGUAGACCUUUACGCACUGGAGCACAGGAUGAGCUGUUGCCCACAGUGAUGUUUUCUGCUGUGGAGCUCUGCGAGGAGAAGGAGCUGCAGCAGGAAGAGGAACUUGGAUCAGAGUUUAACAACCCUUUGAGUUUUACUGCUCCUGAAAAUCUGAUAAAUCCAGUUACCGCUCAGCCUCUCAGGAUCUUUAACCCUGCUCCCAGUCUGUUCGCCUACAAACCAACCCCACAUCCCCUGGAGACUGACCCGGAGCUCCCGGCGCACCCGGCCUCCAGAGGCAGCAUUACAGGAAAUAAGGACAUUAUUAAAGGAAUUAUGGUAUGGAAGAAGUUUCCCUCCAUGGCCCUGACCUUGUUUUCCAAUACUUCACUAACGUCCAGUAACUGGGCCUCACGCAGGUCUGAUCCCUUCAGCAGUUCUGUUCUGCCUCUGGAAGCCCCGCCCCCCCUGUCUGAUCUUCCUCACAGCAUCCGAGAAGAGACUCUCUCUGGAGCGACUGAAGGUACUGGGGUUAGUCUUACUCCUGAAAUGGUUUUGGCCGAGUUCACAGUUUCUGAUAAUUCCCCUCCUAAACCAGCAAAAGAAGACGACUAAAGACGGCGGAUAAUAAAAACACAUUUUCACAAAGUUUCAUGGUGUUGAAAUAGGCAGGCCCUCAAAGUGCCUUUUCUUUUCUUACCUGUAGUUUGUGCUGAAAUGUGUCAGCUGAGGGGUUAAUACAGCACAGUGACACGCUUAAAGUCAGGUGCAUAACUUUGUCAUCCCUGGUAAUAUUUCAUAUUUAUUGGUUUUGAGUCACUGUACCUGCUAACACUGAUGUUCUGUCCUGCAGGCCACUGAACAAUUUUUACUCUUAUUUGAUGAUAAUUUGAGCAAAAUCAACAUAAAUUAACUUGUAUAUUUAGUUUGUUUGCAUGUCUUUAUAGCUAGAUAUGAACAGCUGCUGGAAUCACAAAGCAGCAAACUUGGCUCCAGAGUUUUAGCCAGGAUUAAAUAUUUUAAAUCUAUACAGAGCUUACAAAUAUUGUUUCUUUAUUUGUUGAAAAAACAUGUACAAAUGUGUUUAAAAUAAUUAAAUAAAAUUAUUUUUUAACUAAA
This is a messenger RNA of Astyanax mexicanus (Mexican tetra), 3595 nucleotides long. It is a transcript of the gene cfap221, whose product is annotated as cilia and flagella associated protein 221. Gene Ontology annotation, cellular component: cilium. Lineage: Eukaryota; Metazoa; Chordata; Actinopteri; Characiformes; Acestrorhamphidae. Bases 755 to 3091 code for a protein of 778 amino acids. Gene Ontology annotation, biological process: cilium assembly; cilium movement. The record is from RefSeq and is a predicted model, not a curated record. The transcript is spliced from 24 exons.